Grammomys surdaster is the source of this 477-nucleotide messenger RNA. RefSeq names its product olfactory receptor 51B6-like. Lineage: Eukaryota; Metazoa; Chordata; Mammalia; Rodentia; Muridae. Gene Ontology annotation, cellular component: membrane. The transcript has a single exon. The record is from RefSeq and is a predicted model, not a curated record. Gene Ontology annotation, biological process: G protein-coupled receptor signaling pathway. Gene Ontology annotation, molecular function: olfactory receptor activity. The annotation marks the transcript as partial.
GGCUUUUUAUCACUUGUGCCCCCAAUCCUGCCUCUCUUUUGGUUUCCAUACUGCCGUUCCCACGUUCUUUCUCAUGCCUUCUGCCUCCACCAAGAUGUCAUGAAACUCGCAUGUGCUGACAUUACUUUUAACCGCGUGUAUCCAGUUGUUUUGGUUGCCCUGACUUUCUUCCUUGAUGCUCUCAUCAUUGUCUUUUCCUAUGUCCUCAUUCUGAGGACAGUUAUGGACAUCACCUCUGGAGAGGAGAGAGCAAAGGCUCUUAACACCUGUGUCUCCCACAUUAUCUGUGUCCUGGUCUUUUACAUCACUGUGAUUGGCCUGACCUUCAUUCACAGGUUUGGAAAGCAUGCCCCCCAUGUGGUGCACAUUACCAUGAGCUAUGUCUACUUUCUCUUUCCUCCGUUUAUGAACCCCAUCAUUUACAGCAUCAAGACCAAGCAGAUUCAGAGGAGCAUUCUCCGUCUACUAUCUGCAUAA